This is a messenger RNA of Gadus chalcogrammus (walleye pollock), 2741 nucleotides long. RefSeq names its product DNA fragmentation factor, alpha polypeptide (gene dffa). The record is from RefSeq and is a predicted model, not a curated record. The transcript has 6 exons. Gene Ontology annotation, biological process: regulation of apoptotic process; apoptotic process. Lineage: Eukaryota; Metazoa; Chordata; Actinopteri; Gadiformes; Gadidae. Bases 118 to 1116 code for a protein of 332 amino acids.
ACCUUCCUUCUCCAAAGCGGUUCCGUGUUUGAAAUGUGAAGUAGUUUUAUGUCUAUGGUCGCUGCUUUUAUUUUCCCGUAAUUAUACUUUACACUUGUCAACCACAGAUAAAGGACAAUGGGCGACAUGAGACCCUGUAAAGUAUGCGAUUUUAAACGACAACAUUCAAUCGGAGUAGUUGUAACUUCUUUAGAACAACUCAAGAUUAAAGGUGGCGAGUCUCUUCCCAUCGGUCCGGACGCUCCCGUCAAAGUGGUUCUGGAAGAGGACGGGACCAUCGUGGAAGAUGAGAUCUACUUCCUGUGCUUGCCCUCAAACACAAAGUUCAUGCUCCUUGGCCCGCAGCAGAUGUGGUGCCCUGUCCGCAGAAUUGACGGAGGCACGUCCUGGAUGAACAGAGACUCCAUGCUGCUGGAGGUUGACGCCGUGGACGGCUCCAUCAGCCAAGUGGAGCCCUGGUGGCUUCUGGCCCAGCAGCUGAAGCAGAACAUGUCCAGCAUCAUUACCAUGUCAGAGACGGACCUCCAGACCUUGGUGGACAUUCCUUGCACGCAGCUGACUUCCGCGUUGAACUUCCCGGAGAGCAAGGUCCAGAACCUCCAGAAGACCCUUCAGGGGGCCCUGGACCACAGGGAAGAGGUGAGGCAGGCCAAGGAGCUGCUGCAGCUGUACGUCAAGGCCGUGGAGAAGCAGGACAGCCAGGAGGCGCAGUCCGGCCUGGAAGGGGCCGGGGACACGUUCGCUCCAGGGGCGGGGGGCAUGGACCAGGUAGACGGGAUGGAGGUGGACUCUGCGUCCGGGUUCAUGACCAGGACCCUGAUGGUGCUCAAGGGCAAGACCAGCCCGGAGACCCGGCUCUCCACGGAGGAGCUGCAGGUGGUGCUGACGACGGGGGCCCCGGCCCUGGAGGAGAUGCUGGGCUGGGACGGCCCCCGCACCGCCGCCCUGCUGGAGGCGUGCCGGGCGGAGAUGGCCGCCCGCCUGCAGCGCGUCCAGGCCCUGGGCUACCUCAGCAGCCUGGGCCAGCCGCCGGAGGCCGCCCGCCGGCCGGACCCGGAGCCCCAGCAGCGGGUGGAGCCCGACCCCGCCGCGGGCAGCCCGGACACGCAGGGCUGAGAACUGUGAGCUGGGGGCUGAGGCGCUGGCCGGGCCGAAGGCCGGGAAUGCCUUUUACCUCCCCCGACCCGAGGGUUAGUGGAACGGGAUGAGUAUUGGCGUUGGGAAGCCUGUCCUACAGGGGGGUGUGUGUGUUGGAACCAACAGGGGUGGGUGCUGGUUUGUGAACGUGCUGAAUAGCUUCAUCUUCCCGGGGAGUGGGUGAAACAACAUUUGGUCGAACGUCACUCGCGACGCAGUCUCAUGUUAUUUAUACACUGUGACGCAAUGCUUAUUAUGUCCCCGGAGCGAACAGAAUAGUCCUAACACUAAAAUAAAUCCAAAAUCAUCUUCCUAGACAUGGCAGACUUGACUCUUUGACUGAUGUGUUUGAUCUCCGUCUUGGAUUGCUGCUGUAACGAACAAGAGUUUAAAAGGCAGGUGAAUUCAGGUGCACUGGAAUCCUUUUGAUACGAUGUUGUGGAAAGGUUGAGCUUGAGUAGAAUGCUUUAUAAUAACGAGGAAAACCAUUUCCUCCCCCUCAAAUGAGCGUCUUGUUUUAUGGAUAAUGGUCCUACCAAGGAUGAGGUUAAUACAAGGGCAAUGCAUGUACUACGGCAUUACUAUGUUUGGAGUAAAAAGCACUAUAGAAAUAGACUACAAGUGCCAAACAAAACUAGUCUCUCACACACACAGAAUAAUGAGUCAUUGUAACCAAAAUAAUCAAUAUGUUCCUGGAGGGUUGAUCUAAGAAGUCCGAUAAUGAUGUGAAAAGGAAAGUACACACACACACACACACACACUCAGAUCCCCAUACAGAGAGUCCGUGGUCCAUCUAUCAUCCCAGGCUGGAACCAGAGCAGAGCACUUCUAAUGCAAGACCAUAACCACGGCCAUAACCAUUCUGAUGUCAUCUGAUGGAUGGUCAGUUCCUUGUGUUGUUUUUCUCGAUGUUUGAAGAGAGAACUGGGGACCUGGUGAUUUUGGACGUCUUACUUUAUAAAAUAUUGUUGGGAAUGGACCAUACUAAAAAGCAAAAAAACUAAAACCUAUGCUCAUACGGAUGUCGCUUGUCCACUACCCAUCAAAUAUUUUUUUACUUUUCUAUAUGUGACAAACGUUUGGAGGAGUGUGUAUCAUUUGCAUUAUCUUUUUUUUUUUUGUUUAGACCCGUAAUAUCUUUUUUUAAUGGUUGUUCGAUAUAAAUUCUGCACCUUUCUAUGCAGAUAUCUCUUUUAUUUCUUGUAUAAAUAUUUGUAAUUCAUUUUGUACAAUAAAAUCUAUUGCCGACUUUGUACCCCAAUGAACUCUAGUUCUAGAUAAAAGCAUUAUUUUGAUAAUCGAUUCGCUCAACGCAAAAUAAAUACUUUCCAUUUUUGAUCAACGAUUAAUGUUUGAUUGGAUCAUUACUUCAGACGUGCAUAUAAUUAAUAUAGUUCAACGGUUCCCUUGCUGUUUAUUAUAAAUGUAACAUGCAACGUUUUUUUUCCGGUAUGUAUGUUCAUGGACCAAAUAUAUAAUUGUACCAAAUAAUAACCUUUUAUACUGAUGAAUCUAAAAUAAAAUUGCACCAUCAUGUGCAGGCUAUAGCAUCCCUGGGAAAGCUGUGACCUAGAAUCCAGAAUCUAACUGACUUCCAAAUCCAC